Messenger RNA from Peniophora sp. CBMAI 1063, 258 nucleotides. The record is from the annotation of a GenBank genome assembly. NCBI's taxonomy places the organism in Eukaryota, Fungi, Basidiomycota, Agaricomycetes, Russulales, Peniophoraceae.
AUGGAUAAUCUUCAGCUCGAUGAGGCCUCCAAGAAGGAGAUAGCUCAAUUUAUCGAGCGGGAGCAAGCCGGGGCGCGCUUGCAGGCCAGCAUCCAUCAGUACACGAGCAUGUGCUGGGACAAAUGCAUUACUGGUACUCCAGGCACGCGCUUCUCGCGGUCUGAAGAGAGUUGUAUUGCCAACUGCGUUGAACGCUUCCUCGACACGAGCCUAUUCAUGGUCAAACAGCUUGAACAACAGCGAAGCAUGUCUGGUUGA